This is a messenger RNA of Carya illinoinensis, 1743 nucleotides long. Its product is annotated as APO protein 2, chloroplastic. NCBI's taxonomy places the organism in Eukaryota, Viridiplantae, Streptophyta, Magnoliopsida, Fagales, Juglandaceae. The record is from RefSeq and is a predicted model, not a curated record. The transcript has 4 exons. Gene Ontology annotation, molecular function: RNA binding. The coding region runs from base 231 to 1595 and encodes 454 amino acids.
CUUGUUUUGAGAUCUUAUUGUAAUCGCUCCCUUUGUAUACGGUAUUUCACCGUCAGUCAUAAAUAAAGGUUAUCAAUAAGAUUAGAAUCUCGUCCAUCCAUCUAUCGCUCGACACCCCGUCCCCACCGUAAUCCCGUCUCCACCAAACUCCAAUUACCACUCUUCCAAGGUGUUGUUCUACCCUGAAGAGUUUCUUUCAGGGGCAUAGAGCUUUUCUUCUGGUUUGAGGGAUGAUGGACUGUGCUUCUUCUAAUCCCUUUUCGCAUGGUCCCAUCGCAUUUUUGCGAGGUAAAGGAAUCCUUCGAACACCCAGAGUAGACCCAUUUAAAGUUUCCUUCCAGAGGAAUCAUCCCGAAAUCCUGAAGCUUGACCGACACCCAGACGGUCUCGCCUCGUUCCGUUCUUUCCAGCGUAGUAGCAGUAAAAUCAUACUACCAUUAAAUUCUACAAAUCCAACACUGAAGUUGCACCAAUCAUAUGCAUUGGUCAUCACAAGCGAACUUCCUCAAAAUGCCGAUUUUCCUCGCUAUUAUUCAAGGAAGGAGAAAAAGCCUUUUCCAACACCCGUAUUGGAGCUGAGGCGGGCUGCCAGGGAGAGAUUUAAAAACAGUAAAGGCCGGCCUAAAAAACCUGCCCCACCCCCAAAGAAUGGGCUACUUGUGAAGAGCCUUGUACCACUCGCUUAUGAUGUGUUCAAUGCAAGGAUAACAUUGAUUAACAAUCUCAAGAAACUCUUAAAGGUUGUGUGUGUGCAUGCUUGCGGCUGCUGCAAUGAAAUUCAUGUGGGACACGUUGGGCAUCCAUUCAGAUCUUGUAGGGGCCAAAAUGCUAACGUCCGCAAGGGCCUUCAUGUAUGGACAAGUGCAACUGUGGACGACAUAGUCUUAUCAGUGGAAGCCUUCCACCUCUGUGACCGCCUAGGAAAGCGUAUUCCUCAUGAGGAGAGAUUCUCAAUUCCUCGAAUUCCAGCAGUAGUUGAACUCUGCAUCCAAGCUGGUGUCAAUCUUCGUGAGUUUCCAACAAAACGGAGAAGAAAGCCUGUCAUUCGCAUUGGGAAAAAGGAAUUUGUUGAUGCAGAUGAAAGUGAACUACCAGAUCCUGUUCCAGAAGUUCCUGAGAAACCAUUAUUAACCGAAAUACCAGAUUCAGAGAUAGUAGCCCCAUCUGAUGAAGACGAUGUAGCUUGGCUUGGAGAGGAAACGCUACAAGCUUGGGAAAAGAUGAGGGGAGGUGCCAAGAGGCUCAUGAAGAUGUACCCUGUGAGGGUUUGUGGAUAUUGCCCGGAGGUGCAUGUGGGUGCUAGUGGGCACAAGGCACAGAACUGUGGGGCACACAAGCACCAGCAGCGGAAUGGGCAGCAUGGUUGGCAGUCGGCAGUGCUAGAUGACUUGAUACCACCUAGAUAUGUGUGGCAUGUUCCUGAUGUAAAUGGACUGCCAUUGCAACGGGAGCUCAGGAACUUCUAUGGUCAAGCACCUGCGGUAGUCGAGAUAUGCAUACAGGCUGGUGCUGUUGUGCCGGAUGAGUACAAAUCAACAAUGAGGCUGGAUGUAGGGAUCCCCUCGGAUGUUAAAGAAGCAGAAAUGGUCAUUUGACGUGAUUGUAUUUCGUAAUUUCUUCUUUCCUCAAAACCAUUAUUUUCAAACACAAUGUAGAGUAUUUGUAGAAUAGUCGAGUUGAAUACAGUAGAAACUUCCAUCUGAUUUUGAUCAGUAAUAAGAGUUGUAUGAAGUUGUCCUUUCA